AUGAAUUCGAAAAACAGCAAUGAGAUGGAUACCGGCGAUUUCAAAGCGAACUAUAUAACUUUAAAAUACGUGUUUCUGAAACGUUCUAACUACAAAAGCCUGGCUUCAUUCUUCGGACUAAAGUUCGACGACAGCACUGAAAAGUACAGAAGAUUAAGAAAGAACUUGGUACCAGUGAAAAGACUGCCAGAUGCCUUGAUUAUUGGGGUUAAAAAGUGUGGUACUAGAGCUCUUUUGGAGUUUUUACGACUACAUCCUGAUGUUAGAGCUGCUGGUUCAGAAGUUCAUUUUUUUGAUAAGUUUUACCAUAAGGGCUUUGAAUGGUAUAGAGAUAAAAUGCCACCAACACUGGAGGGCCAGAUCACGAUGGAAAAGACCCCCUCAUAUUGGGUGACACGGUCAGCGCCACGCCGCGUUUAUGCCAUGAACCAUUCUGUCAAAUUACUAGCUGUGGUCAGAGAUCCGGUCACUAGGGCUAUAAGUGACUAUACACAAUCUGCAAGUAAACGCCCAUCCCUUCCACGUUUUGAAGACCUAGCUUUGGUAAACAGCACCAUGGGUUGGGGAAGAGCUCCUUGGUCUGUAGUAGACGCAACAUGGCCUCCCGUUCGGCUUGGUGUCUAUGCAAGGCCCUUGAGACGUUGGCUAAGGAGAUUCCCAAGGUCACGUCUUCUUCUUAUAAGUGGAGAGAGACUGGUUAAUGAUCCUGCAGCUGAAAUGGCCAGGGUACAGAAGUUCCUUGGUCUCAAACGUGUGAUAACGGAAAAACAUUUCUACUUCAAUUCUACUAAAGGUUUCCCCUGCCUCUUCAAGUCUGAAAGCCGUUCUACACCUCACUGCCUUGGCAAAAACAAAGGAAGAAACCAUCCUCACAUAGACCCUGUAACUAUACAACGCCUUAAAGAGUUCUAUAAGCCAUUUAAUGAGAGAUUUUAUGAGAUGUCUGGCAUCAAUUUUGGUUGGGAUUGAUGUGGUAAGUUGCAAUAUAUAUGCAAGAGAAUAUAGAAAUUGCAAUUUUUAAUAAUUCGCUGCUAACAUCUGUUAAAUUUUAGGAUUGAAGUUACUAUAACUUAGCAAUAAUUAAUUUGAACUAUCAUUAUAAAUAUGCUAAAUGAAGCAGUUUGGAUUUGACAGUAAAUAAGUGAAAUUUUCGCUUUCGAGUUCCUAAGUAG
Molecule: messenger RNA, 1172 nt
Organism: Hyposmocoma kahamanoa
Lineage: Eukaryota; Metazoa; Arthropoda; Insecta; Lepidoptera; Cosmopterigidae
Gene: Hs3st-B
Product: heparan sulfate glucosamine 3-O-sulfotransferase 3B1
Exons: 6
Coding region: 1-969 (322 amino acids)
Molecular function (GO): [heparan sulfate]-glucosamine 3-sulfotransferase activity
Source: RefSeq, a predicted model, not a curated record